This is a messenger RNA of Zerene cesonia (dogface butterfly), 3556 nucleotides long. It is a transcript of the gene Top1, whose product is annotated as DNA topoisomerase I, mitochondrial. The coding region runs from base 6 to 2975 and encodes 989 amino acids. Gene Ontology annotation, biological process: DNA topological change; chromosome segregation; DNA replication. The transcript has 10 exons. Gene Ontology annotation, cellular component: chromosome; nucleolus. Gene Ontology annotation, molecular function: DNA binding; DNA topoisomerase type I (single strand cut, ATP-independent) activity. NCBI's taxonomy places the organism in Eukaryota, Metazoa, Arthropoda, Insecta, Lepidoptera, Pieridae. The record is from RefSeq and is a predicted model, not a curated record.
UAUGAAUGAAAGAGAUCGUUGAACUAUUUGAUGUGAAGUUGUUUAGUAUUGCGAAUAACAGCCAGCGCAUGCGUAGUCGUCCUAGCUCGGCAUUUAGAAUUUGCGCUCCGACCACCGGCCUCAUCACUCAUGUAAUCUUGAUCUCGACAAACGGCGUAUACGUAGGCAAAAUGAGUGUCGAAAAUCCAACCAGUGAUAAUGACUGUGAGUCCGGAAAAGUUAAUGGUAAUAAGAGCGAACACGUGAAUGGUAUUCACAACGGAUACAGUAAUUCUGAAAAGCAUAAAAACAGCCACAAAUCGUCUAGCAAGGAUAAACACCGGGAUAAGGAUCGCGACCAUAAGAGCUCUUCCAAACAUAGCAGUAGUUCUAGCAGAGAUAAGGACAAAGACAGGCAUUCUAGUAGUAAAAACCACAGCAGUUCCCAUAAAUCAUCAAAUAAGGACAAAGAUCGUGACAAGGAUCAUAAGGACAAACACAAGGAACGCUCCGAUAAAGAACGCAGCGACAAGGAUAAACAUAGGAGCGAUAAAGAUAAACACAGAGAUCGUGACAAGGAAAAGAGUGACAAAGAGAAAGUAAAAAAUGAUAGGGACAAACACAAGUCCAGUGAUGGAGAAAAGAAAAGGGAUCAUUCUUCUAAGGAUAAAGAGCACAAAUCUAAAGACAGGGAUAAAGAAAGGCAACAUGAUCGACACAAGAGUGACAAAGACAAACAUAGGAGUGAUAAGCACUCAAGUUCAAGAGACAAAGAUAAACACAGCUCCAGUAAAUACCGCGAGAAAAAUAGCAGUGAAUCAACCAAUAAAAUAAUUAAAUCUGAUUCUGAUUCUCAAGAUUCACCAAUGAAAGAAGAACGAUUGCAGAUUGAUGAAACUCGAAUAAAAGAAGAAAUUAAGGUAGAAAGUGAUGAUGGAUAUGCUGGAGCUAACACAACUAUGUCCUCUUGUGACUAUUCACUGUCGCAAUUCAAAGAUGAGCCUUUAUCUGAAUUGCCACCAGAAGAAGAUAGUGAUGAUGAACAGGAUCAACCUUUGACAUCAAGGAAAGUAAAGAAACGUGCAGCAAGUGAAGAAGAGGAAGAAGAUACUCCAUUGUUGCAAAGAAAAAAAUCCAAAAAGAAAAUAAAAAAAGAGCCAAGUGAGUUUGAUGAGGAUGAAGAAGAAGAAAUGCCUAAGAAGAAGAAAAAGAAGGCAGAAAAACGUAAGAUUGAGAAAACAGAACCUGUAGAAAGUUCUAGUCCAACCAAACGCAAGAAAAAGGAUGGCAAGGAAGAAGAACAGGAAGUUUGGAAAUGGUGGGAAGAACAGAAAAAUGAUGAUGGGACGAAAUGGCGCUUUCUUGAACACAAAGGACCACUUUUCGCGCCGCCCUACGAACCUUUACCAUCAAAUGUUAAAUUCCGUUAUGAUGGUAAAGAGAUGCGACUAUCUCAAGAUGCUGAAGAGGUUGCAGGAUUCUACGCCCGUAUGCUUGAUCAUGAUUAUACCACAAAAUCAACAUUCAAUAAUAAUUUCUUUAACGAUUGGUGUAAGGUUAUGACAUUUGAAGAAGCUAAAAUUAUUAAAGAUCUUUCCAAAUGUGAUUUUAAAGAAAUGCAAGCCUAUUUCCAAAGUGUCUCAGAAAAAAAUAAAAAUCGUUCAAAAGAAGAAAAGGCUGCUAUUAAAGCUAAAAACGAAGAAAUACAAAAAGAAUAUGGCUUUUGUAUAAUUGAUGGGCACAAAGAAAAAAUUGGUAAUUUCAGGAUUGAACCUCCAGGUCUAUUUAGGGGGCGAGGUGAACACCCCAAGAUGGGUAUGUUAAAACGUCGUGUAAUGCCUGAGGAUGUUUUGAUUAAUUGUUCUAAAGAUAGUAAAAUACCCAAGCCACCUUCUGGCCAUAAAUGGAAGGAAGUCCGACAUGAUAAUACCGUAACAUGGCUUGCAUCAUGGACAGAAAAUGUACAGGGUCAAGCAAAGUAUGUUAUGUUAAAUCCAAGUUCAAAACUUAAAGGUGAAAAAGAUUGGCAAAAAUAUGAAACAGCUCGCAAAUUGCACAAGUGCAUUGAUAAAAUAAGAGAUCAGUAUCGUCUUGAUUGGAAAGCAAAGGAAAUGCGUGUGCGUCAACGUGCUGUAGCAUUAUACUUUAUUGAUCGGUUGGCAUUGAGAGCAGGUAAUGAAAAAGAUGAUGAUCAAGCAGAUACAGUUGGCUGUUGUUCGUUGCGAGUUGAACAUAUUGAAUUGCACAAAGAAAAAGAUGGAAAAGAAUUUGUAGUUGUGUUCGAUUUUCUUGGUAAAGAUUCAAUUCGCUAUUAUAAUGAGGUGCCAGUGGAAAAACGUGUGUUUAAAAAUCUUGAAUUAUUUAUGGAAAACAAAAAAGGCAGUGAUGAUCUAUUUGAUAGACUCAACACACAAACACUUAAUGAUCAUUUAAAGGAUUUGAUGCCGGGAUUAACCGCAAAAGUCUUCCGUACUUACAAUGCGUCUAUUACUCUUCAAAGACAGUUGGAAGAAUUGACAGAUCCAGAUGCUACUGUACCAGAAAAAAUUCUGGCCUAUAACAGAGCGAAUCGUGCAGUUGCUAUUUUAUGUAACCAUCAGCGUGCAGUGCCAAAAGGUCAUUCGAAAUCAAUGGAAGCUCUUAAAGAGAAAAUACAAGCUAAGAGAGACCAAGUUGAUGAGGCUGAAGAAGAUUUAAGGGAAGCAAGUAAGGCUGCUAAAAGAGGUUCUGUCAAGGAAAAAUUGGCUUGUGAUAAAAAGAAAAAGGCAUUAGAACGUCUUAAAGAACAAUUGAAGAAACUAGAACUACAAGAAACUGAUAAAGAUGAAAAUAAAACAAUUGCACUUGGCACUUCUAAACUGAAUUAUCUCGACCCCCGUAUUUCAGUUUCUUGGUGCAAGAAGCAUAACGUGCCCAUUGAAAAAAUUUACAAUAAAACACAGCGGGAUAAAUUCCGUUGGGCCAUAGACAUGGCCGGGCCGGACUACGUGUUCUAGAAUCAAUAUAGCAUUAGCUAUUAUUAUAUAUAUUUUGUUUCGUCAGUAAACGUUCCACUUUAUACAUGUUUAUUAUCUUGAAAUUAUUUAUUGUUUUAUGUAUUUUUGACGUGAAGCAAAUUUGUGUAAAGAUUAAAAAGCUAAAUAAAUUUUGUUCCUCACAUUAGGAUCCAAAUUAGAAGUCUGAUUCUAAUUUAUUUUAGACAAUUAUUUAGUUGCCUGUAGCUCAGUAAGUAUUAUUUAGUAAGCGUUAUUUCUAAAUGUACAAAUACUUGGACUUCAUUUUCUGUAUCUCAUUUAUAAUUUAGUCUAGAUAAAAAUAAAUUGCUAGGAUAAUAAGGUACUUGCUAGUUUAUAUUUUCGUAUGAAUGUGUUGAAAGGUUGUGUAUGGAUUUGGCAGUUGCUUUGUAAAUAUUAGUGAGGCUUUAUUCAGUCUAUACAUGAUGAACUUGUUUGUAAGCAAUAGUUAUUUUACAAAAUUACAAACAAAACACAUUAUAUUGCGUAUGUUAUACAUGUAAGGACAUGAAUGCUGCCCAGCAUAUAUUUCUAUUGAGUAUUUUUUGCACAAUGUGCAGCAG